UUCUCAUUAAAUACCAGUGUUGCAAGAAGUCUAUAUUCUUCAAGAUGAAGCCAGCUAUCAGCCUUGCUUUAAUAAUCACUGUUGUUACCUCAAUUCAGGCCAUGAAGCUAAACUUCACGGACUGUGGCUCAUAUCUUGGAGAAAUCCAUUCUCUUGAAGUGAAUCCAUGUACAAGUGACCCGUGCGUUCUCAAACGAGGGGACAACAUGACAUCAGUCAUCUCAUUCACACCACACGAACAAGUCAGUGCAGCUAAAAUCGAUAUAAAUGCGAUCAUUGCUGGUUCUCCUAUACAUGUACACAUUCCCAACCCAAACGCAUGCGAUGGCCAUGGGCUAAAGUGCCCUUUGGAAAAAGGAAAGAAAGUGGAACUUGUCGUAUCGCAAGUGAUUAGGAGAUCCGCUCCCCCUGGAAGGUAUAGAAUUAGAACGGAGCUUAAAGAACAGUACGGCAUUGAUGUCUUUUGCGAUGAAAUCCGUAUUCAUUUGACAUGAACAACCAGGUUGACAUUUAUUGAAUCAAAUUGAAAGACUUCGUGAAUUUGAUUUUGAAACUUUUGAUUGGUGUGGAAAUUGAGUGUACUGUUACGAGAUUCGAGAUUAAAUCGAAAAUUAGCGUUAUAUUUUUAUAAUUAAGUCAAUGACGUAGCUCUCUGGAUAUUCCGUAAUUUUAUUAAAAUAGUAAAAUAAGCCUAAAAAAUAGACAUGAAUAAAUGAUAUGAAAAUAA
Messenger RNA from Exaiptasia diaphana, 727 nucleotides. RefSeq names its product NPC intracellular cholesterol transporter 2. The record is from RefSeq and is a predicted model, not a curated record. Lineage: Eukaryota; Metazoa; Cnidaria; Anthozoa; Actiniaria; Aiptasiidae. The transcript has a single exon. The coding region runs from base 45 to 494 and encodes 149 amino acids. Gene Ontology annotation, biological process: sterol transport. Gene Ontology annotation, molecular function: sterol binding.